Aphanomyces astaci is the source of this 1546-nucleotide messenger RNA. RefSeq lists its product as hypothetical. Gene Ontology annotation, biological process: prenylated protein catabolic process; prenylcysteine catabolic process. Gene Ontology annotation, molecular function: prenylcysteine oxidase activity. The record is from RefSeq and is a predicted model, not a curated record. Bases 1 to 1461 code for a protein of 486 amino acids. The transcript is spliced from 3 exons. NCBI's taxonomy places the organism in Eukaryota, Oomycota, Saprolegniomycetes, Saprolegniales, Verrucalvaceae.
AUGGGUAUCUUCCGUCGCUUGCUCAAGUCGCCGUUGGCGUUGGUGGCAGCAGCUGUCGUCGGUGCUGCUGCCUCUGUGAUCGAACCACAGCAGCGUGUGUGUAUUGUGGGAGCUGGUGUCGGCGGGAGUGCUACGGCCUCGUUCCUCCGCACCCUUGUCCCUGAUGCGUCCGCCGUGGAGAUUGUCGUGUUUGAACAACAUGCUAUCCUCGGCGGUCGCAUCGCCACGUUCGACUAUCACGGCGCGACGAUCGAAGCUGGUGGCACGGUUUUUCUUACAGGGAACGAGUACAUCAUGCAGUUCACGAAGGCACUCAACUUGACGCUGCGCAUCCCGGGGGACACGUUGUCGUCGCCGCCGCAGAUGGGGAUCUUCAACGGUCGCGAGAUUGUGUUUGAAACAUCGCCCAUCUCGUGGUGGAACACAGCCAAGCUCAUGUGGCGCUACGGUCCGACAAGCCUCCGUGCGUUCCGGGGGGUUGUGAAUGACCUUCUCACCCGAUUCCGACGCGUGUACGACCUGCAAGCCGCUGGUCACGCCUUCGCUGACCCCGCCGAUCUCUUGCGCGCCAUGGACUUGUAUCAUCUGACCACCGUGACGUUGGAAUCGAAGCUUGCCGAGGCGGGCGUGUCGCCUCUCUUGAUCAACGAACUCUUGGCCGAAAUCACUCGCGUCAACUAUGGCCAGAACACGACCAUGACGGCACUCGCGGGCGCGGUGGGGCUCGCUGGCAGCGGCGACGACCUGCGCGCAGUGCAGGGUGGCAAUCCAUUGAUGAUCCAAGGGCUGCUACAGCUAGCGCAAGCAAUUGUCCAUGUCAACACCAAAGUCAACGCCAUCCACACAACACCGUUGCAAGUCGACACGUCCAGUGGUUCGUUUUCCUGCGAUGCUGUUGUGGUGGCCACGCCGUUGGAGCUGUCGGACGUUCUGUUGCCUCUGACUGUUCCCAAGCGGCCGUUCCAAACAACCCACGCCACGUUUGUGGAGGGGGAGCUACGGCCAGCCAAGUUUGGCCUAGCGUCUGUUCUUUCCGCUGGAAUGAUCCUGACAGUGGAAGACGCGAGCAUUCCAUUUUCGUCCAUGGGGCUGCAGUUCCAACGCUUGGAUGCCCACAAGAACAACCAAACGGUGUCGCUGUUCAAAGUAUUUUCCCGGUCGCGGUGGACCGACGACGACGUGAACGACUGGUUUCUUGACGGUGCCAACGUGAUCAAGAGGUUUGCAUGGCGCGCGUACCCGACCUACGUUGCCCCGGAAACCAUCCCAAAGUUCAAACUCGCGGAUGGGGUGUAUUAUGUGAAUGCGAUUGAAAGUGCCGCCAGUGCCAUGGAGAUGAGCGCCGUGGGGGCGCGGAAUGUGGCGCUGUUGGUGGCCAAGCAGUUGAAGGAAAGGGCAAAGUCGUCGGAAUCGGUGUACGAAGCGACAAGGGGUGCCAAGGCUGCCACGGACGAGUUGUAAAAAUACUACAUAUACUAUAUGACGCGUAUUUGGAAAUGGAUUGGGGGCAAGUUGACAGGUAAAGUCUAGCUAAUUUAGACCAGCG